AUGCAGACAAAGAUGGUGGUGGUUCACAGGACAGUGGUUUUUUGUCCCUCAGAUCCUGAGGUGACUCACAGACGACCUCCUCGUUAUCACAGACACUCCUCAAUGUUUCGUUCGAACCAUCUACGUAAGAUUAUGCAAAUAGCCUUCUUUGCCUCUCUCUGCUGCGACCAGAAGUCUGAGCAGCCGUCCUGUGUUCUCCUUCAUGACUGGCGUCCACAAAAUACGUCACACUUACAGCACAGUGCACCUGACACAAGGAAGAGGGAAGUACCAGGCUCCGCCUACGCUACUGUCUGCGAGGAAUUCAGCUCUCCCCCCUCCUCACUUUGGUGGAAUGCGGGGCUUAUGUCAGUGAGAGUCAGUCUAACUGAGAAACUGGAGGUGUCUUCACUCCGAGCUCUGGGGCCUAACAGUGAAUGCGGCCGGCGCGUUGACAGCAAACACAAGGCUGGGGUGAACCUGUUAGACAGCUCACAGAAGAAGAGAGGAUGA
Molecule: messenger RNA, 492 nt
Organism: Knipowitschia caucasica
Lineage: Eukaryota; Metazoa; Chordata; Actinopteri; Gobiiformes; Gobiidae
Source: the annotation of a GenBank genome assembly